Molecule: messenger RNA, 2046 nt
Organism: Symbiodinium natans
Lineage: Eukaryota; Dinophyceae; Suessiales; Symbiodiniaceae
Source: the annotation of a GenBank genome assembly
AUGUGGGCAUUCUCGGCAGCCGCAGCCGGCUGGCCAAGCUCGCGAAACGCUUCUAAGCCCGACGUCCUUCUCGCGGACCAAAUUCUGUUUGCAUUAAAACCGGGCUCCUCUGACGACUUGACUUGGUACCAGCGCUGCCCAUGUCUGGCACAACUGGAACUGCUGUGGCGAGCACGAGGUGUCUCUGAGUUGAUGCUGUCUGAGAUCCCGACAGCACGUCCCCUUUUGCUCCGAGCUAUCCACCAGAUUCUUCUCGCACAGCGCCUUCUGGCCACAUAUCCAAUGCACACGGGAAGCUUGAAGAUGGAGACAGAUCCAUGCACCCUGUAUCUUUCGGCGCCCUUGGCCCGAGUUCGUGCCCUCCUUUUGGACGCAGGUGCAGCGUUGCCGACUGAUGACACACUGGAAGGGCACUCUUUGCGACUGCACCGAAUUCAUGGCGAUGGCGCCAGCGGGAUGAAGACGGACUUUGGAUUGGAGCAUGUUUCAGUUGGCGCUGUGGAUCUUUGGGAGGCAGAAACUGAAGCAUUGCGGCUGGCCUACAUGCCCUUCAAGCCAUUUGGCAAUGGCGUGCUGAAGAUGCUCAGGCUCUGGCGUGCCUUGGAGAGCUUGUUGCAAGGCAAAGGCUCUUGGAGCCUUGCACGGACGGUCAUUGCAAGCCCUGGAUGGGUACAGACGGUGGAAACGGGACAGGGCCGCCUGGAGCUGCCAAAGGCCUCGGAAGCAUCGGAAGCCUCAGACUGCCAGCGCUUGCGAGAAGAGCUGCUGCAGGCCAAGCAUAGGGCUUUUGCAGAUGCUACGAAGGUGUUCGCAGACUUUCAGAAACGUUGCGCGGUCGAUGAAUUUGGGAUGCCCCUUGCGCCACUUCUGCUCUGGAAAAACAGUCAAUGCAUGACUGGGAAUCACCUUCUAAGCUUGGUGUCAUCAGUUUUGCUCGCCAUGCUGCUGGGUCGUGGUUUUCGGUUUCGUGCCCAGGACUUUCCGGGCUCGCACAUGUGGUGCCCGCAAGUGCUUUCCGGCACAAUUUGCUCUUGGGCGCUGCACGCGUCUGCCUUCGACAACAUCACUGCAACUGUAGAGUACGAAUUCACCGUGAAUCCAGACUGCGACGCUUUGAUCGACCGACUGAGUGGUUUCCCAGCCUUGUCCAACCAGGCCGAGAUGGAGUCCAACACAGAACCCCGCCCCCGGCACGUCCUGUUGAGGGAUCAAUGCCAGUACUUCGUCCCAGCACUUUUUCGAAACGCAGCCCUGCGGCCGGCCUUGGAGCGGUGGUUCCGAAAGGAACCAAGUACAAGGCAGCAGUACGUGGGCAUUUUCAAGCGCGUUGCCGGCUGGCUCUUUGGCUCCCUGGCUCCGCAUCUGGAGCGCCGUGUGGCUUCCUUCUUGGCUGCGCACCACCUCGGCGACUUCUCACCUGCGCGUUUUGAUGCAGAUGCAAAGCAGGCACCUCUGCAUGUCUGCGCACAGAACAGGUUCCCGCAAGGUGCAGGAUGGUGGACGCGAUGCAUCCAGAAGCUCUCAGAGAACAGAUCCGGUGCCCAAAUCUUUGCUGCCACAAUUGAGCACGAGUUUGCCCGUCAGAUGGUGGAGAACUUCGGGACCCACAACUUCACACUGGCGACGGCGACAUGGAAGAAGCGACCCAAUGACGUCCCUCAUGUAUUCACGGCGUUCAUCGACCUUUGGCUGCUAGGCCGUGCGUGCAGUGUGGCUGUAACCACAGCACACUCCACGUUCGGCUACGUUGGACCUGCUCUGUUCGGCAUUCCCAGGAUCUCGGGCCCAGGCAUCGCCGGCGGCGCUUUCUACGGUGGAAUAGAGGCAUCUCGAGCUGCCGAAUUACAAGGAUUGUCGGCCUGCAGCUUUCAGGAGCUGGCGAACGCAAUGCAGCAGGAUCCGGCAGACCAUGUGCGGCUAUUCGCUUACGAGCCUUGUGCGCAUUUUCUUCGACAUGACUGGGGCAAGCAUCCUCCUCAUUGCCCUGUGCCGACAUUGGACGGGCUGCCUGAGAUUCCGGAAGAGUUGCUUCCUUCUUCAUGCUGA